Acaulospora morrowiae is the source of this 1693-nucleotide messenger RNA. Lineage: Eukaryota; Fungi; Glomeromycota; Glomeromycetes; Diversisporales; Acaulosporaceae. The record is from the annotation of a GenBank genome assembly.
AUGCUCGCAAGAAGAUUACAACGUUAUUUCAGGAAAUAUGAGUGCCGAAGAAUUUAAAGCACAAGGGAAUGCAGCAUUCUCCGCGAAAGAAUACGUGAAGGCUAUAGAACUAUUCACGAAAGCUAUCGAAGUAGAUCCUUCAAACCACGUACUUUACUCAAAUAGAUCAGCUUCUUAUGCGUCAUUGAAACAGUAUGACAAAGCUUUGGAAGACGCCAAUAGGACCAUUGAACUGAAAAAAGAUUGGCCAAAGGGGUAUAGCAGAAAAGGUGCAGCUCUCCACGGUCUCGGUAGACGUGAAGAAGCUCGUGCGACCUACCAAGAGGGUCUUAAAUGCGAUCCAAAUAAUGCUCAAUUAAAGAAGGCUCUUGAAGAGAUUGAAUCCGACAGUUUCGCGGCAAAGCUUUUCCCUGAUGAUGUGUUGGUCAAGAUUGCCUUAAAUCCAAAAUUAAGACCAUAUCUUGACCAGCCAGAUUUUGUUGAGAAGAUCAAAGCAAUACAAACUGAUCAGUCUCAAUUGAAUAUACACCUGCAGGAUCCUCGCAUAAAAGAAGUAUUCUUAUUUUUGUUGACAGGAAAUGUGAAUUUCGAAUCAAAGGACAGAGAUGUACCAGAGAGUGAGAUUAAAGCAGAAUCGACAAAACCUUCAGAACCAGAACCAGAACCUCAAAAUGUCUCUGAAUCAGAACCAAUAGAGAAAACUGAGGAAGAGCUCAAUAGAGAGGCCGCAACAAAUGAGAAAGAACUUGGUAAUGCGGCGUACAAAAAGCGUGAGUUUGAGAAAGCCCUAGAGCAUUAUGGUAAAGCUCAGGAAUUAGACCCAACAAACAUUACUAUUUUAACUAAUAAAGCUGCUGUAUUAUUCGAGCAAGAAAAAUAUGAAGAAUGCAUUAAAGUAUGUGAGGAGGCUAUUGACAUUGGCCGUGAAAAUCGUGCCGAUUAUAAAUUGAUCGCCAGAGCACUUGGGAGAAUUGGGAAUGCUUAUGUUAAACUCGGAAAACUUGACGAAGCUAUUAAGUUUUAUAAUAAAUCGUUGACAGAACAUCGUACUCCCGAUAUACUUAGCAGAUUGAAUGAGACUCAGAAAAUGAAAACAAAAUUAGAGAAAGAAGCAUAUCACAAUCCAGAGCUUUCAGAUCAGGCACGUGAAAAAGGAAACGAACUUUUCAAAAAAAGUGACUUUUCCGGUGCAGUACAGCAAUAUACCGAAGCAAUUAAACGUAAUGAAAAAGAUCCGAGAGCUUAUAGUAAUCGCGCCGCCUGCUAUACGAGGCUGAUGGCCUUUCAAGAGGCACUGAAAGAUUGCGAAACUUGCAUUGGCCUGGAUCCUACUUUCGUCAAGGCUUAUAUUCGCAAGGCGGCGGUGGAAUUGUUAAAGAAAGAAUACUCAAAAUGCCUAGAAACAUGCGAAACGGCAUUAAAGCAUGAUACAGAUGGCAAGCAUGCCGCAGAAAUUAAUUCACAGAUUAUGAAAUGUCGUACAGAAAUGUACCAAAACGAUUCGCAAGAAAGUGUGGAAGAGGCACUUCGUAAGGAUCCGGAGAUUAUGAAAAUUCUUCAGGAUCCUGUAAUGCAACAAAUUUUACAACAAAUUCAGGAAGAUCCAAGGGCUCUCAGAGAUCACCUUAAAAAUCCAGUUGUCGCAGCAAAUAUUCAGAAGUUGGUCAACGCCGGUGUAUUAAGGACUGCAUAA